Messenger RNA from Lethenteron reissneri (Far Eastern brook lamprey), 6493 nucleotides. RefSeq names its product solute carrier family 12 member 3-like. Gene Ontology annotation, molecular function: sodium:potassium:chloride symporter activity. The record is from RefSeq and is a predicted model, not a curated record. Gene Ontology annotation, biological process: chloride ion homeostasis; cell volume homeostasis; sodium ion transmembrane transport. NCBI's taxonomy places the organism in Eukaryota, Metazoa, Chordata, Hyperoartia, Petromyzontiformes, Petromyzontidae. Gene Ontology annotation, cellular component: apical plasma membrane.
CGCGGGCUUCGUCCAGGUCACCACCUUUCACCCCCCCCUCCCUCGCCACCCCGAUACGUGGAUUCACCCGCUCGGGCAAGCAUCGCGUACACCAACACCCCGCCACGAGCCCACGAGACAUCACCGAACAGCAGCCGGCAUGGAGGAAGCCGGUAACGACAAGGGCCGCUUCCAAGUGAGCGUACAGCCCGGCGAAGAUGGGGAGAACUACGCGUACACGGACACGCACACCAACACCUACUACUCGCGCACGUUCGGCCACAACACGCUGGACCCGGUGCCCAACUACAACUACUACUGCCGCACGGGCACCAUCCAUGGCAAGAAGCUGCCCAGGCCCAGCAUUCACGAGCUGCAUGCCACCUACGUUCCGCCGGAGCCGACGGGUCUGGCGGGGGUCUACGACGACCCCGAGGCCGGGCAGGAGGUGGAGGAAGACGGCCCCAAACCCCCUGAGCCCAUCCUCUUCGGCUGGUUCCGUGGUGUGGGGAUGCGUGUGAUGGUGAACAUUUGGGGAGUCCUCAUGUUCCUCCGCCUGCCGUGGAUCACGGCGCAGUCCGGCAUCGGUCUCAUGUGGCUGAUCAUCAUCAUCUCCUGCAGCAUCACCAGCACGGCUUGCCUGUCCCUCUGCGCUGUCUGCACCAACGGCAAGGUGUCUAGAGGCGGCUCCUACUUCUUGAUCUCGCGCACCCUCGGCGUGGAGCUCGGAGCGCCCAUGGGCGUCAUCUACAGCUUCGCCUCCUGCGUCUCCAUCGCCUCGCACACCGUGGGCUUCGCCGAGACCCUCAGGGACAUCCUGCACGGCGGGAAUCUGAUCAUGGUGGACAAGGUGAACGAUCUGCGUAUCAUCGGAGUCAUCGCCGUCACCUUUCUACUCGGCAUCGCGCUGGCGGGCUUGGCCUGGGAGAACAAGGCUCAGCUCAUCUUCUUCGCGUUGAUCAUCAUCGCGCUGCUGGACUAUCUGCUGGGGACCGUCAUGCCUUCCCCCCUCGAUAAGCAGGCCAAGGGUUUCUUCGGCUACAACACAAAAAUCUUUAACGACAACUUCACCCCGUCUUUCCGCGGGCCGUACGACUUCUUCAGGCUGCUGGGCAUCUUCCUGCCCUCCGUGACGGCCAUCCUCACUGGCGCCAACAUUUGUGGAGACCUGAAGGAACCAGCCACAGCUAUUCCCAAGGGGACCUUUCUGGGCAUUGCCGUCACAGGAUUGUCCUACGUCAUGAUUUCCACCACCAUCGGCUCCGUCGUGCUGCGAGACGCCACGGGCAACCUCUCCGACUCCCUGACAUACAUAGCGCCCCUGAUAAACAACACGAACAUCACGAGCACCGCCAUGCCCAGCAUCCUCUCCACCGUGCUGAGCAGCACGAUCAACUCCACCAUGCUGAGCAGCACGAUCGACUCCACCAUGGCGACCGCCAACACCACCAUGGCGAUCGCCAACUCCACCGUGGCGGCCGCGCGCGUGUGCACCUUCACCAAGACGGGGUGCGAUCUCGGCUGGAACUUUGGCGCUUGCAACGUGACUACGAGCAUCGCUCCUGGCUUCAGUCCCUGCAGCUACGGCUUCAUCAACCAGUACCAGGUCAUGGCGAUGGUGUCUGCGUGGGCCCCCCUCGUCUACGCCGGCAUCUUCGGAGCCGGCCUCUCCUCCGCUCUGGCCUCUCUCAUCAGCGCGCCCAAGUGCUUCCAGGGAGUGGCCAGGGAUAACAUUUACCCUGGAAUCACGAUCUUUGGCAAGGGCUAUGGCAGGAACCAAGAGCCCAUUUUUGGGUACCUGCUGGCCUACACCAUUGGAAUUUGCUUCAUUUGCAUUGCUGACCUGAACCUGAUCUCGCCUAUCACGGCCUGCUGCUUCCUGAACACCUACGUCAUCCUCAACUUCAGCGUCUUCCACUCCAGUGUGGUGAAGGCUCCAGGCUGGCGGCCAGACUUCAAGUACUUCCACCCGGCGAUCGCCAUCAUCACCAUGGUGUUUGACAUUGUCAUCAUGUUCCUGAUCCUGUGGUGGGGAGCCGUCCUCUCGCUGGGAAUCUGGGUCGUGCUCUACUUCUACUGCAUGUACAAGAAGCCAGAGGUCAACUGGGGUUCAUCAGUGCAGGCGAUGGGCUUCCAGACCGCUCUAGCCACAACACUGAACUUGGACAACGUCAAGGAGCACAUCAAGGUUUUCAGGCCCAACUGCCUGGUGCUCACGGGGCCUCCGCACCUGCGGCCGGCGCUGGUCGACUUCGUGGGCACCUUCACCAAGGGCGUCAGCCUCAUGGUCUGCGGCAACGUCGUCGUGGCGGGCCCCAACAAGAACCAGAUCUGUGACUUGCGGCAGACAGAGCACGGCAAGUGGCUGCGGCACCGGAACAUCAACUCCUUCUACACGGCGAUCGUGAGCAACAGCCUGAACGAGGGCGCCUCUGCGCUGCUCCAGAGCACGGGGCUUGGCAAGCUGCGUCCCAACUUGGUCUUCCUCGGCUUCAUGAACUCGUGGCUCGGAGAGGACCCCGCCACCGUGCACGACUACGUGCAGAUCAUCCACAACGUGUUCGACUACAGCAUGGCACUGGCCAUCCUGCGCGUGAAAGAGGGCCUUGACAUCAAGAAUAUGCCCGAAGUUCAAGCCAGCAUCAGGACUCCAGUCAACAUGGCUUUCCAGUUCGAUGGCAGCGGCGGCGGCGUUGGGAAGGUGUCCGGACUUGUCGCGAAAUCAGCCUUGAGCAUGGACGUGGAUCAGACCGAAGACAAGAACGGCGCGCCAGAGGCGAUGCCCCAGAUCAGCACCGUGUUCCAGUUCAGCCAGGGCAAGAGGACCAUCGACAUCUACUGGCUCUUCGACGACGGCGGCAUGACUCUGCUCAUCCCCUACCUGCUGAGCAAGAAGAACCGAUGGGGCGAAUGCAAGAUGCGCGUCUUCAUGGCAGGGAAGCUGGACCGGCUGGAGGAGGACAAGCAGAACAUGUCGCGGCUCAUCGCCCGCUUCCGCCUGAACGUGGACGACGUCAUCAUCCUGACGGACGUCAACAAGAAGCCACGUGCCGACAAGAUGAAGUACUUUGAGGACCUCAUCAUGCCGUACCGGCUCAACGACGGAUUCAAAGACCCCGCCGAGGUGGAGCAACUGCGCAAGGAUUGCCCCUGGAAGAUUUCCGACCACGAGAUUCUCACCUUGCGCGAGAAGACCAACCGGCAGCUGAAGCUGAACGAGCUCAUGCACGAGCACUCCAAGGACGCCGCGCUCAUCGUCGUGAGCAUGCCUGUGAUCCAGAAGGGACGAUGCCCGUCGGCGAUGGGCAUGGCCUGGCUGGAGGUGCUCAGCCGGGAUCUGCCCCCAGUGCUCAUCAUGAGGGGCAACCACACCAACGUGCUCACCAUCUACAGCCAGUGAUCCACCCCGGCACGGCCCAGCCACACAUUCACCCCCGCUCGCUCGCUUGCUCACACGCACGUGCUUACACACGCGUGUAUGCUACAUUUGCAUGCACAUGCGAAUGUACAGUCGUACACGCCCUUGUAGACGCAUCACCAAAGGCAGUGGUGGCGCUAGGCACAGAGCAAAAGCUUAGGGACAAAGCAGCUCAAUGGGGCCUUGGAUUAAUGAUAAAACAUUGGGGGUAUGCACGAAAUAGCAUCUUAAAUUCGAAUAAACGUAACGAGCUAAUUAACAUAAACCAGCUCGUUAAUCUCUCUCAUCUCUAUUUUGUCUGCGUAUCUCUUCUCGUAUCUCGGUACAUCUCUACGUUUUGUCUGUACCUCUUCUAGUCUUCGCGCAUUUUACACGUUUAAAAAGUGGCGCUCGCAAAAAUAGUUACGGCUUAUGGCGCGUCCCCCCCCCCCCCCCCCCCCCGCAAUGGGUUAAGCCCCACACCACUGAACGCACCUGUGUAAGCAUCGUCACACAUCAUUGUAUACACGUGUGCACGUCAGAUAUGCAGGCGCACGCUUUCCCCGCACCUCCAAUUAGUACGGGUGGCUACGUACAGUGAGAAAGAAGUUGAACGUACAUACACUUUGAAGUGUGUCUGAAAAAGCUCAGUACAGUGGCCAGUUACGUUCAGGACCACCGAUAAUAGAGCGGUAGUGAAGCUUCGUUUUAAAUAUAUACGAAUACACCUUUGGCAAUAUUUGCUGGCCAAUAAUGACAACCAAAAGUGCCGAAUUAGUCAACGAGAACGCGACGGAAUUGUGUUCCAUUUUUAAAAGAAGCUGGGCUCCCACUAGAUGACUGAGUCCCAAUUGAUAUCAUGCAACGAGCUAAUCAAAUGAAUGAGCGCCUGUAAUCCUACUUAUAUAAUAUAUAGAGUUAUAAAUUGCGAUGUUGAAAUGUAUAACCUGGGUAAUCUGCACACUGUUUUGUUGCCUGUGAAGGCUGUACAAUUAUCACUUUUAUUUUCGCAUUGUGCACUUAUAAACAGAUGUAAACUCCGGAGAGACGUGUAAACACUGAUGAAGCUUGGCAUUUGGUGGUCAGUCUUUGAACAAGCGAUUACCUGUAAUUAGGCAACUGCAUUUAUAAAAUGUGAAUGAAAUGCUAAGGUUUUCAGCUCUUUAUUGCCAGUGCGGACUGCAGAGCAGUUGACCUUUAACAUCAAUAUGAAGAGCACAACAUGUGUGAACUGUGUCAUCCCAAGUGGCCCAUUCACUUAAGAACUACAGUAGAACUUCCCUUAUCCGACUCCCAUUAUCCCUGGAACCUACAUGGUCUACAUAACCUCCAAUUAUGCACGCACAUAUUCUCACUAUUAUCUGCGUUUGCAAGUGUUUCUUUCCCAUCAUGGGUUACGGCACGGCUUCCUGUUGAGAGCUAAUUGGCAAAAUGUAUCUUGUUUGCGAUUAGCUGCCAUUUUUCACGGAUGCCGGGGAUUAAAUUCGCAAAAUAAAAUCGCGGAUAAUGGGAAACAAAAUGUUUAUCACCCCCCCCCCCCCAAAUCACCGUGGAUAAGAGUUAGACUGUGGAGAAAGAGUUAUUUGCACGUGAAACUUAUGGCCGGAUGAAGUGACAAAUGUAACAUUUGAAUGCGGGCGAAAAGUCUCUAGGGAUUGCCGGGUUGUCACAGCGCUGUGCCAUGUGUCCAGUUUGCAGCCGGCAGUUUGAUUCCUGCAGCCGGUAGUUUGGUCAGUUUGCAGCCAGCAGUUUGAUUCCUGCAGCUGGCAGUUUGGUCUGUUUGCAACCGGCAGUUUGAUUCUUGCAGCCGGCAGUUUAAUCAGUUUGCAGCCGGCAGUUUGAUUCCUGCAGCUGGCAGUUUGAUCAGUUUGCAGGCGGCAGUUUGAUUCAUACAACCGGCAGUUUGGUCAGUUUGCAGCCGGCAGUUUGAUUCUUGCAGCCGGCAGUUUAAUCAGUUUGCAGUCGGCAGUUUGAUUCUUGUAGCCGGCAGUUUAAUCAGUUUGCAGCCGGCAGUUUGAUUCUUGUAGCCGGCAGUUUAAUCAGUUUGCAGUCGGCAGUUUGAUUCCUGCAGCCUACCAAAGGGUCGCUGUUCAACGUCAUCAAAGCGUGCCACCGGAUGCAAAGUUGACAUUAAAAGAUCUAUAACAGUAACGCUUGAAAGCUGGACUAUUGAAUUAUGGUACUGUUGUUAAUAAAUAUAUAAAAUACACAAAUUGUAUUGUUAUCCAUAAAAACCCUCGCCCCCCCCCCCCUUGUUACAAUAUAUAAUUUACGUUGAUGUUCAGACGAUUACAAAUGUUUGACCGCGUACUUCGCCAGGAGGAUGUACACAUGAGACGCUACUUUUUAUCUGGAUUCCAGUUGAUCGUUGCUCCAUGUAAAGGUCGCAUCUGCACAGCGAUCUCUGCUCACCUUACAUGACGCUUCUAUCGAAUUUCCACCACCACCUAGCAUGGAAGAGGCCCUCAAUGGGAGAGGUUCUCUCGUGCUCGCUCUAGGGGAAGGGCCACUCUCUCACCAGCAGUGGUGUGAGCAAGCAAUUGCCACUGUGUGGCAGGGUAAGCCACUUUCGUGCACUCACCCCAACACACUGUGUGCAUUCCCGCACAGGAAGAUUGUUCUGCGGUCAAGUAAAAAACAAGAUGAACUCUUGUGUAUUUUGCAAAGACUGCAGCAUUAGUAAUCCUUUGACAACGACGGGGUUACAAAAUAGCUUUGCAUUUGUAGACAACAACAAAACCAACUUUGAGGGCAUUUCCAUCCUUUAAACUCUGCGCUAAGACUUUGUGUGAAGACGACUGAAGCGUGUAGACUCCACUUGGGGUUCUUCCCUUUGCGUUUCCUUUCCUCCUUCACCAGACGGCGGUGUCCCUUCACCCAUCAGCUCGACUCUCAAAUGGAAACGGGUUCAUUCUGUGGCAGCAAGUCUCAAUGAGCACACAUUAAACAAGUGCUUGCACUUUCAAUGCUCUCAAUGCCAGUGUAUGGGUAUACCACCACACUGUAUUAGCGAUGGCCCCUGUUGUCUGCAUUGGAGAUUUUAACGUUGUAUUUUCUACCUCUCUCAAGCAGCUGUACCUUGUUUUCUUCGUGAUCAUUAAAGUUAUCCAAAUCGUG